Messenger RNA from Odobenus rosmarus divergens (Pacific walrus), 2433 nucleotides. RefSeq names its product ERO1-like beta (S. cerevisiae) (gene ERO1B). The transcript is spliced from 16 exons. The coding region runs from base 257 to 1660 and encodes 467 amino acids. Lineage: Eukaryota; Metazoa; Chordata; Mammalia; Carnivora; Odobenidae. Gene Ontology annotation, molecular function: thiol oxidase activity; FAD binding; protein-disulfide reductase activity. Gene Ontology annotation, biological process: protein folding in endoplasmic reticulum. Gene Ontology annotation, cellular component: endoplasmic reticulum membrane; endoplasmic reticulum. The record is from RefSeq and is a predicted model, not a curated record.
GGGGGCGGGGCCGGGGCGAAGGGGAAGCCAGGGGCGGGGCCGCCUAGGGGAUGAAGUGGGGGCGCUCGGCUCUCCAGCCUCACUCGCAGCUGCCGGGAGCCGGGGAGAGUGGGCCCCGCCUCCGGACGGGCGUGCAGACCUCUGACCCUGGAGUCUCUCAGCUGCCGGGAACCGUCCCCUUGGGUCGUCGCCCGGGCCGCCCGCCGUUCCCCGGCCCCGAGGGGCCCGGCCGGCCACGGUGGGGGGAGAGGUCAGCAUGAGCCGGGGGGCCCGGCAGGCCGGCGCCGGGCAGGGGGCGGCGGUCGCAGUGCAGCUGCUGGUCACCCUGAGCUUCCUCCCGAGCGUCGUCGAGGCCCAGGUCACCGGAGUCCUGGAUGAUUGCCUGUGUGAUAUUGAUAGCAUUGAUAACUUUAACACCUUCAAAAUCUUCCCCAAAAUAAAAAAAUUGCAAGAGCGAGACUACUUCCGUUAUUACAAGGUCAAUCUGAAGAGACCAUGUCCUUUCUGGGCAGAAGAUGGCCAUUGUUCAAUAAAAGACUGCCAUGUGGAGCCCUGUCCAGAGAGCAAAAUUCCAGUCGGAAUUAAAGCUGGGAGUUCUAAUAAGUACUCGAAAAUAGCAAACAAUACCAAAGAAUUAGAAGAUUGUGAGCAAGCUAAUAAACUGGGAGCAAUUAACAGCACACUAAGUAAUCAAAGCAAAGAAGCUUUCAUUGACUGGGCAAGAUAUGAUGAUUCACAGGAUCACUUCUGUGAACUUGAUGAUGAGCGAUCUCCAGCUGCUCAGUAUGUAGACCUGUUGCUGAACCCGGAGCGUUACACUGGCUAUAAAGGGUCCUCCGCAUGGAGAGUGUGGAACAGCAUCUACGAAGAAAACUGUUUCAAGCCUCGAUCUGUUUAUCGUCCUUUAAAUCCUCUGGCACCUAGCCGAGGAGAAGAUGAUGGAGAAUCAUUCUACACGUGGCUGGAAGGUUUGUGUCUGGAAAAGAGAGUCUUCUAUAAGCUUAUAUCCGGACUUCAUGCUAGUAUCAAUUUACAUCUAUGUGCAAAUUAUCUUUUGGAAGAAACCUGGGGUAAACCUAGCUGGGGACCUAAUAUGAAAGAAUUUAAACGCCGCUUUGACCCUGUGGAAACUAAGGGAGAAGGUCCAAGAAGGCUUAAGAAUCUGUACUUUUUAUACUUAAUUGAGCUUCGAGCUUUAUCAAAGGUGGCCCCAUAUUUUGAGCGCUCAAUUGUCGAUCUUUACACUGGAAAUGGAGAAGAAGAUGCUAACACAAAAACCCUUCUACUGAAUAUCUUUCAAGAUACAAAGUCCUUUCCCAUGCACUUUGACGAGAAGUCCAUGUUUGCAGGUGACAAAAAGGGGGCCAAGUCAUUAAAGGAGGAAUUCCGCUUACAUUUCAAGAAUAUCUCCCGUAUAAUGGACUGUGUUGGAUGUGACAAAUGCAGAUUAUGGGGGAAAUUGCAGACUCAGGGUCUAGGAACUGCCCUGAAGAUAUUAUUCUCUGAAAAAGAAAUCCAAAAGCUUCCAGAGAACAGCCCAUCUAAAGGCUUCCAACUCACUCGACAGGAAAUAGUUGCUCUUUUAAAUGCUUUCGGAAGGCUUUCUACAAGUAUAAGAGAGUUACAGAAUUUUAAAGUCUUAUUACAACACAGUAGGUAAUAAAGGCUUUUGUAUGUCUGAUUAGAGACAUAAUCGGACUGUGUGAAGCCUGUUAGUCUUGGACAUUCAGCAGAAGGAGACUAACCUUCAAAGACUUGAAGAAGGAAUUCUGAACUCUUAAAGAAAAAAUUAAAAUGUUCACUUGAAUAUUUAUGAUUCUUAAUAGAUUGUCAAUUAGAGAUAUUUAUAAAUGAAGUAUAUACUUUUAAAACAUGUAAGUUAUACUAAUUCUGUGUUUAAUUUCAUAUGUUUCCAUCUGUUGAAAUAGUCUGCUAUUCUGUUUUAGAAUUGGUUUUUUCUUACUCUGUCAUUCUUUAUUUCCAGUUGUCGGACUUAAAUGACCAUUGUAAUAAACACUGUUAGCGGUCCGUUGUGGAAAGGAGAGCUAGAGAACAAAUGUUGCUUCGGGCUAGGAUCAGUGAUAAAAAUUUAUCAGUGAUUUUUCAAACGUGUCCUUAGCCUUGCCUGAUGUCACCUUCUGUAACCCGGAAGCAGUGUAAUGAGUGGCCCUUUCAGUGUAUAGUUACGGAAGGGACUGAAGAAUCCCCAGGACUUCAACUUCAGUUUCACUGGUUUUUAUUUAAGAUUUUUAGUUGCUGUUGUUGUUGGUGUUUUGGUUUGGUCUAAAGGCCCUGCUUCAGUAAAGGUGAAUGCCUAUUGUCCCCUCAGCUAGCUGCCCAGCCAGAUAGCCCGUGUGUCGUGGGCUGCUCCGGAGGAUUCUUUACUUAGAACCUAUACUAUGUAUGUUUCUUUUGAUUUUGCAUUUCUUUGUC